Molecule: messenger RNA, 1703 nt
Organism: Drosophila melanogaster (fruit fly)
Lineage: Eukaryota; Metazoa; Arthropoda; Insecta; Diptera; Drosophilidae
Gene: CSN4
Product: COP9 signalosome subunit 4
Exons: 4
Coding region: 279-1502 (407 amino acids)
Cellular component (GO): cytoplasm; nucleus
Source: RefSeq, marked reviewed
GAAAUACUGCCAAUAUUUUAUUGGCAUAUUUUAUUCCAUAAAUAUUUUAUUGGAAGAUAAUACGAGUAGAACAAAUAUAUACAUUUUUUUAUGUCAACAUUUUCAUGUGGUUUGGUCUUUACUCAAAACCUAUCUAUGGAAAGAAGUCAUAGAUAGAUAGCUAGAUAAAAGCUAGGCGUCCUGCACUGUCCCGGCCGGAUUUGCGAGCUAUCGAUAACAGGGAUGAGCUUGCGUUGUUGUUUUUAGCUAGUGCGAAGUAAUUGGGUAUAGAAGUGAAUAUGGCCGCAAACUACGGCAUCUCGACGGCAGCUCUGCGUAGCCAGCUGAUGGGCCUGAUCAACUUCACUGGCACGCACAAGGACCAGGCGGACAAGUACCGCCAGCUGCUGAAGACUGUGCUGACGAACACCGGCCAAGAGCUGAUCGAUGGGCUCCGGCUCUUUGUGGAGGCCAUUGUAAACGAGCACGUCAGCCUGGUGAUCUCGCGGCAGAUCCUUAACGACGUGGGCAGCGAGCUGAGCAAGUUGCCUGACGAUCUGUCCAAGAUGCUUUCUCACUUCACCCUGGAAAAGGUCAAUCCGCGCGUCAUCUCGUUCGAAGAGCAAGUGGCUGGCAUACGUUUCCACCUGGCCAACAUCUAUGAGCGCAACCAGCAGUGGCGCGAUGCGGCCACAGUGCUAGUUGGCAUUCCUCUGGAGACGGGUCAGAAACAGUACUCCGUGGAGUGCAAGUUGGGCACCUACUUAAAGAUCGCUCGACUCUAUCUGGAGGACAACGAUUCGGUGCAGGCGGAGCUGUUCAUCAACCGGGCAUCAUUGCUGCAGGCCGAAACUAAUUCCGAGGAGUUGCAGGUUCUAUAUAAAGUCUGUUAUGCUCGUGUCCUGGAUUACAGGCGCAAGUUUAUCGAGGCCGCCCAGCGAUAUAACGAGCUCUCCUACCGCAAGAUCGUGGACCAAGGCGAGAGGAUGACGGCACUGAAGAAAGCGCUCAUCUGCACAGUCCUCGCCUCUGCCGGACAGCAGCGUUCCCGCAUGCUGGCCACUCUGUUCAAGGAUGAACGCUGUCAGCACUUGCCGGCCUAUGGAAUUUUGGAAAAGAUGUACUUGGAGCGCAUCAUUCGGCGCUCCGAGCUACAGGAGUUCGAGGCCCUGCUGCAGGACCACCAAAAGGCUGCCACCUCCGAUGGAUCCUCGAUCUUGGAUCGGGCUGUUUUCGAGCACAAUCUGUUGUCGGCUAGUAAGCUGUACAACAACAUAACUUUUGAGGAGCUAGGCGCUCUGCUGGACAUACCCGCGGUGAAAGCAGAGAAGAUUGCCUCUCAGAUGAUUACCGAAGGUCGCAUGAACGGACACAUCGACCAGAUCUCGGCCAUUGUGCACUUCGAGAAUCGGGAACUACUGCCUCAGUGGGAUAGGCAGAUCCAGUCGCUAUGCUAUCAGGUUAAUUCCAUUAUAGAGAAGAUAAGUGUCGCCGAGCCCGAUUGGAUGGAUAACCUGAACUGAAGCAGGCUCUCGCCAUCCCAUCUCCCCCCACUCAUCUUAAUUAAAAAACGGCAUAUAGGAACGCAGUGAAUCGGAGGAUAUAACCCCCGACUGCGAUAGAUUUCAUUUUAAAAUUAUAAAAAUAAAUGAAAUUAUGUACAUUAUCGAUCCUGUGGAACCAAAAGAAAAGAAAAACAGAACAAGACGAAAAACCCCUUUUGC